Messenger RNA from Daktulosphaira vitifoliae (grape phylloxera), 638 nucleotides. RefSeq lists its product as uncharacterized. The coding region runs from base 48 to 584 and encodes 178 amino acids. The record is from RefSeq and is a predicted model, not a curated record. The transcript is spliced from 4 exons. Lineage: Eukaryota; Metazoa; Arthropoda; Insecta; Hemiptera; Phylloxeridae.
UUUACCUAUAUAAAAUUCAUUAAAUUUAAAACGGAUUUUAUUAAAAUAUGAUUUAUCAAUUUAAAAUAGUACUGUUUGCAAGUUGCAUUAUAUCAACUUUAUGCUUUCCGAAUAAUUGUGGACCAUCAAAUACUGAAGUCUCUUCAAGUGAAAUACCGGAUAAUGAUCAUAGAACUGUCUUCAAAAUUAUUAAAACCCAAGUGAAAGAUGAAUUAUCAUUAGCAGCUCAUUUUGAUAAUGGUUUGAUUGUAUAUCAAAAAUUAUAUUUGAUUUGUCUAAUAAAAUAUGGAAUAAAUAUCAGAGAGGGCAUACCUGAUCAUAUAUAUGUUACGAUGAAAAAUGAUACAAUCACAAUGGACGAAGCAAUGGCAACAUUUCAUGAAUAUAUUAAUAUAAAAAUUAAUAAUUUAGCUGAUGAUUUGCGAAAAAAAGCAAAUAAUGGAUAUAUUAAUGCUUUGCAUGCACGUGAUAUAUUUGUGAAUCAUGGAAUAGAUAAAGAAAUACGACGCCAAACUCUAUACAAAAUGAAAUUAAUAUACGGUUGCUUAUUAAAAUGCGAAGAUGUCAUAAAUUGCUUAAAAUGAAAUGUAUUACAUUAUUUAUAUGUAAAUAUCUAUAAAUAUACUUCUAUUUGAAUA